This is a messenger RNA of Coccomyxa subellipsoidea C-169, 1475 nucleotides long. RefSeq lists its product as hypothetical. The record is from RefSeq and is a predicted model, not a curated record. The transcript is spliced from 5 exons. Gene Ontology annotation, cellular component: nucleus; cytoplasm. Gene Ontology annotation, molecular function: protein binding. NCBI's taxonomy places the organism in Eukaryota, Viridiplantae, Chlorophyta, Trebouxiophyceae, Coccomyxaceae. Gene Ontology annotation, biological process: proteasome-mediated ubiquitin-dependent protein catabolic process. Bases 253 to 954 code for a protein of 233 amino acids.
GCUUUUCUAUGCUAGAAUACUCACCUAAGUAACUUGGUUUUGGGUGACCCAUCUACCCUGAUCAGUUGCUCCCAUUUCAAAGGCAUCCUUGGAAAGCUUGUACGAUGAUCUAGGAGUCAUAUUAUAUAUAUAUUGCGUGCACAAUGGGCAGAGGAGAGGUGAUGCACUGCCUUGUUCGGUCUGGCCGACGUUGAGAAGGAGUAGCCUUCGGACCAAGCACUGUAUAGGCUGGAGUGAGGUUGAUUUCUUGCGAUGCAGUCUCCGGACAAGAAGAAGAUUCUGAUAAAGGAAUGGGACUCGAAGAUCGCUGCUGUCAAGAUCCGCAAGGAGGACAUGAAUCGGCUGGUCAUGAACUUCUUGGUCACAGAGGGCUAUGUGGAGGCAGCACAUACGUUUGAGAAGGAGUCUGGAACACCACCAGGGGUUGACCUUGGAGCCAUAACUGACCGCAUGGAGAUCCGCAAAGCCGUGCAGAGCGGCAAUGUCGAAGAGGCCAUAGAGCGUGUCAAUGAUCUCAACCCAGAGAUCCUGGAGGAGAAGCAGCAGCUUUCGUUCCACCUCCAGCAGCAGCGGUUGAUAGAGCUCAUCCGGCAAGGCAAGACCGAGGAUGCCCUGGAGUUUGCGCAGGAGUACCUGGCUCCACGCGGCGAGGAGAACCCUGCUUUCCUGGAAGAGCUCGAACGCACGAUGGCACUGCUUGCGUUUGAAGACACGCGCAGCAGCCCGGUGGCCGACCUCAUGGACAUCUCACAGCGCCAGAAGACGGCGAGCGAGCUCAAUGCUGCGAUCCUGAGCAGCCAGUGCCAGGAGCGCGAACCGCGGCUGCCAGGCCUGCUGAAACUGCUGCUCUGGGCCCAGAACCAGCUUGACAGCAAGGCCAUCUACCCCCGCAUGGAUGACCUGGUCUCUGGGACGCUGUCAGAGCCGACAUCAGAUGUGCCCAAUGUAUAUUGACUGACACCACGCUGACCUGAUUAUAGCAGCACCCUUUGCGAGGCUUUGUUGUGUGGGCCUCCAUACACAAGUCCUGGUGAUUGGCCCUUGUCAGUGACAAAUUGUCACCCAUGUGGAUCUCAGCGCGGCUUGCGGCAUUGAGACUUUAGGAACUCUUGAGGUAAGCAUAUAGAGUUUUCUUGCUCUUGCCAGCCGCCAAGUAUACUAAUAUUCAUCCCUGUACAAAGUGCACCAAUACCAUACGAUAGUGUGCCAAGCCCUGACUCAAGUCAGGGCCCUCAUCAGGGCUCAUGGCUCAGGGCUUCUGAUGCUGGAAUUGUGUCAGAAAGGCAAGGGCAGUGUGCUACUCAAUUAGCUGGGUCCAGCCAUUAAAGGAAUCAUGAAACAAGCAAAGUUGCAGUUGCAGAGUGCAGUGCUCCAUGACUCUUACAUGUCUGCAACUGAUCUGCAAGCGCUCCAGCCUGGCAGGUCCUGAGCUCAAGACUUGUACUACUCAAGACUUGUAUCAGUAAUCACCGUGU